AUGGGCCUGCUGCAUGGACACCCUCAAUGUCUGGAUUAUGGGCCCCCCUUCCAGCCCCGCCUGCACCUCAAGUUUUGCUCUGACUACGAGUCCUUCGGCUGCUGUGACCAGCACAAGGACAGCCGCAUUGCUGCUCAGUACCAGGACAUCAUGGAGUACUUUGAUCUGAAGAGCCAUGAAUUGUGUGGAGGUUACAUUAAAGAUAUCCUUUGUCAGGAGUGCUCACCCUAUGCAGCCCACCUCUACCAUGCUGAGAACCUGCAGACGCCCCUGCGCAACCUGCCCGGUCUCUGUUCGGACUACUGCUCUGCAUUCCAUUCUAGCUGCCACUCUGCCAUCUCCCUGCUGACCAAUGACCGUGGCCUCCAGGAGUCCCAUGUGAAGGAUGGCGCCCGCUUCUGUCACCUCCUCAACCUUCCUGACAAGGACUAUUGCUUCCCCAAUGUCCUGAGGAACGACCAUCUCAACCGCAACCUGGGAGUGGUGACCCAGGACCCUCAGGGCUGCCUGCAGCUCUGCCUGACCGAGGUGGCCAAUGGUCUGAGGAACCCGGUCUGCAUGGUCCAUGCUGGGGACGGCACUCAUCGCUUCUUUGUGGCUGAGCAGAUAGGAGUGGUGUGGGUUUAUCUCCCUGAUGGGAGUCGCCUGCAACAACCCUUCUUGGACCUCAAGAACAUCGUGCUGACCUCUCCGUGGAUUGGGGAUGAGAGAGGCUUCUUGGGGCUAGCUUUUCACCCCAAAUUCCACCGCAACCGCAAGUUCUAUAUUUAUUAUUCAUGUCUGGUCAAAAAGAAGGUAGAAAAAAUCCGGAUUAGUGAGAUGAAAGUUUCUCGUGCUGAUCCCAACAAAGCUGACCUGAAAUCAGAGAGAGUCAUCUUGGAGAUAGAAGAACCAGCUUCAAAUCAUAAUGGUGGGCAGCUUCUUUUUGAUGUAGAUGGCUACAUGUACAUAUUUACUGGGGAUGGAGGACAGGCUGGGGAUCCCUUUGGCAAGUUUGGAAAUGCUCAAAACAAAAGUUCCCUGCUGGGAAAAGUGUUAAGGAUUGAUGUGAAUGGGGCAGGCUCAGAUGGCAAGCGGUACCGAGUCCCAUUGGACAAUCCAUUUGUUUCCGAGCUAGGGGCCCACCCUGCCAUCUAUGCCUAUGGGGUCAGAAACAUGUGGCGCUGUGCUGUGGACAGAGGGGACCCCAUAACACACCAGGGCCGAGGCCGAAUGUUCUGUGGGGACGUGGGUCAGAACAGAUUUGAAGAAAUUGAUCUCAUCGUUAAAGGCGGGAACUAUGGCUGGAGAGCAAAGGAAGGGUUUGAAUGUUAUGACAAAAAACUUUGUCACAAUGCCUCUUUGGAUGACAUCCUGCCCAUCUAUGCAUAUGGCCAUGCCGUGGGGAAGUCAGUGACUGGAGGAUAUGUCUACCGUGGGUGUGAAUCCCCAAAUCUCAACGGCCUCUACAUCUUUGGGGACUUCAUGAGUGGUCGACUUAUGGCUUUGCAGGAAGAUAGAAAAACCAAGAAAUGGAAGAAGCAGGACAUUUGCCUGGGCAGCACCACGUCCUGUGCCUUCCCAGGACUGACCAGUCCCCACAGCAAGUUCAUCAUCUCCUUUGCUGAAGAUGAAGCAGGGGAGCUGUAUUUCCUGGCCACCUCUUACCCAAGUGCCUAUGCACCACACGGAUCUAUUUACAAGUUUGUUGACCCCUCGAGGCGGGCACCCCCAGGAAAGUGUAAAUACAAGCCAGUAGCGGUGAAAACCAAGAGUGAGAGGAUCCCCUUCAGGCCGCUUGCCAAGACAGUCCUGGACUUGCUGAAGGAGCAAUCAGAGAAAGCUGCUAGAAAAUCUUCCAGUGCAACUGUAGCUUCCAGCUCAGACCAGGCUUCAUCACAGAAAGGCUCUGCCAAGAAGCUGGGGUCACCAGCAAGUAACAAGAAAACAUUUGCGAAGAAGAAAGCCACGGGGGGUUCCCCAGGCACCCAGGGGAGGAAGCAGAAGAGCCGGAAAGGCCAAAGUGGCAGGAUGAGGCCGUUGGCAGAGCAGAGGCGAGCUGGCAGAAGUCUCCCUUGACUUUUUGGUCAGGGUGGCCCAACAGGGUGAGAGAGGAAACCACCUCGCCAAGCACAGGCCGCUGCUGAGGGGGGACAGGCAGAGAGCACUCGGCUCAGGGCCCCAUUGUCUUCCUCUCUCUGGGAAAUAUUGCUGUCUCCUGAGUGACCCAAUGCACCUUGUCUGUAUGUAGUGCUGCUGCAGGGAUGACCGCACCCCACGUUGCCAGUGCCCUUGGGUCAUUGUGUGCACCAAUCUAUAAACCUGCUUGGAAUCCCACUGGAUGCCUCCAUUUUGCCUUGUAGACCUGAAGUAAUAAAUCCGUGUUUGCUCAAAUUGACAUGUAUCCUUUGAUCUCUUGAUAACCUGUCUGACCUUAGGAAACUUAGCAUGCCUCACUAUACCUGCCUAAGAACUGCACUUCACUCUCCUGCCUCAAAAAUGCCCUCUCCAGGCCAAAACUCAUGAAGUGAACAAGACCAGGGUCA
Molecule: messenger RNA, 2525 nt
Organism: Nycticebus coucang (slow loris)
Lineage: Eukaryota; Metazoa; Chordata; Mammalia; Primates; Lorisidae
Gene: HHIPL2
Product: HHIP like 2
Exons: 9
Coding region: 1-2058 (685 amino acids)
Source: RefSeq, a predicted model, not a curated record